Molecule: messenger RNA, 816 nt
Organism: Emys orbicularis (European pond turtle)
Lineage: Eukaryota; Metazoa; Chordata; Testudines; Emydidae
Gene: COLEC11
Product: collectin subfamily member 11
Exons: 6
Coding region: 1-816 (271 amino acids)
Source: RefSeq, a predicted model, not a curated record
AUGAAGAGAGAUCUGUUUUUUCUGGUGACUCUAAUUAGCCUUGCCUUCCUGUCACUGUUAAGAUCUGGAUAUCCUCAACAUAUUGCAGAAGAGUCCUGCUCUGUUCAGAUUCUUGUUCCAGGCCUCAAAGGGGAGGCUGGAGAAAAAGGGGAGAAAGGUGCUCCAGGGCGGCCGGGGAGAGUUGGACCUUCAGGAGAAAAAGGAGAAAUGGGGGACAAAGGACAGAAGGGCAGUGUGGGUCGACAUGGAAAAAUUGGUCCCAUCGGUUCAAAAGGUGAAAAGGGAGAUAAUGGGGAUAUAGGGCCACCUGGUCCUAAUGGAGACCCAGGCAUCCCUUGUGAAUGCAGCCAGCUAAGGAAGGCUAUUGGGGAAAUGGAUAUCCAAGUGGCCCAGCUGACAACUGAAUUAAAAUUCAUAAAAAAUGCUGUCGCUGGUGUGCGUGAGACAGAUAAUAAGAUAUACCUACUGGUGAAAGAAGAGAAAAGAUAUGUGGAUGCCCAGCUCUACUGCCAUGGAAGAGGAGGAACACUGACCAUGCCCAAGGAUGAGAAUACCAAUAGUCUGAUUGCUUCUUACAUCAAUCAAGCAGGGCUCACCAGAGUUUUCAUUGGGAUCAACGACCUGGAAAAAGAGGGCAAUUUUGUGUAUUCUGAUCGAUCACCCAUGCAGACCUUCAACAAAUGGCGCAGCGGCGAACCCAAUAAUGCCUAUGAUGAGGAGGACUGUGUGGAAAUGGUGGCCUCUGGUGGAUGGAAUGAUGUUGCCUGUCACAUUACAAUGUAUUUUGUAUGUGAAUUUGACAAAGAAAAUGUGUGA